CGUUCAUGCUUUCGAUAAUCCUUCUCGUGCUUACCGUUCAUGCUUUCGAUAAUCCUUCUCGAUUUACAGUAACAGGUGCGAGACUAACGCGCUUGCAGUUCUGGUAAAGGAGCUGUGUAGUGUCACAACCAUGGAGUUUAACUUCAUCGGUGACGACUACGGACCACUAUUUCACUAUCAGUAUAGAGUUAUUAUAAUUGGAGAUUCCACAGUUGGGAAGUCAAGCUUGCUGAAAUACUUCACUGAAGGGAAAAUGGCAGAAAUCAGUGAUCCCACUGUUGGUGUUGAUUUCUACGCACGCAUGAUUGAGCUUAGACCAAACUUCAGAGUGAAGCUCCAGCUGUGGGAUACUGCUGGACAGGAGAAGUUCAGGUCAAUCACCCGAUCAUAUUAUCGCAAUUCCGUUGGAGUGAUGUUAGUUUACGAUAUCUCAAAUCGAACUAGUUUCGAAAAUGUCAACGGUUGGCUCCAUGAGGCAGAAGCCAACAUGGGAGGCCCAAAUCCUGGAAAGUGUGUCUUCCAAUUAAUUGGACACAAGUCGGACAACCAAGCGGAGAGGAAAGUGGAUUAUGAGGAAGGAGAGUAUUUUGCCAAAUAUCACAAAAUGAAGUUCAUCGAAACCUCGGCAAUCACAGGGAAAAAUGUUUUCGAUUCUUUUUUGAUGAUUGCACAAGAGAUAAACCGACGUGUGGAAGAAGGACUCCUCCGUCCCACAGAUGGUUGGGAAGGUGUAAAAGGUGGCUUAAUGCGAAGUCAGUCCAUAAGCCUUUCGGAGAGAGACAUGGCUCCAAAAGAUCAAUCCUGCUCUUGCUAACUAGAGCUCAAUGCUUUGGCUACGGUGCUUCUGCUCAGGUGAUUCCUGUGAUUCCACGACUUCCGAGGCGCCGCACUAUGAUGCGCUUUGCCAGUUUGUCAUUUGAUGUCGCGUAAGGCGAAACUUUAUUUGCGACAUACAUUACUUAUUCUAUCCAUUCUUUUUCAUUCUCAAGCUACACAUACGCCAAUCUGAAGUGCCAACAAACGUCUAAACGUAGAACGGUCAAGUCACCCAUGCUACCCACGAUUGUUAGUCGCCACUUUCAUUUAUCCCAAGAUUAGGAAACUCAAGACCGCUUUGUACACUUUGUUUGAACAUAUGGGAUUUGUUCUUCUUUAUUUCAAGUAAUGAAUUUUCCAAGGAAAGACAUAGAUCACAGUCAUAAGGUUAUUAAUCAUAUCUGUGCAAAGCGUACUUGUGUCUCCUGGUUUCGAAGUGAUGUGUAUGAAAUCAAAUGAUUUACUGACUUCUAUAUGGAUUGUUUCCGUUUUCUCAGUUCAACCGACCCGCUGGAAUAGGUCUAAUCUUCACUGUGAAGAUUUAACGGGAGAUGAUGUAAAGGAUUUCAUCACUAAUAUACAUAGGAAGCGAAGGAAAAACAUUCUUUACUACGAAAUUUACAAUCCAUGUAAUGUCGCUACGCGACACCAAAUAACAAAGCGACCGUUAAUGCGGAGCAUUGGAAGUCGAGGAAUCACGGGAAUCGCAGGAAUCACAGGAAUAGUAUGGCCGAUCCCAUACAGUAAUUGAGAUUAGAUAUUAUUUCCUGUUCCGACAUUUUUUGAAAUGAAAUACUAGCUUCGCUAGACUUUAGAGCGGGUUCCGGCGUGUUUUACAUGCUUUCUUUGUUACGGCCUAUAUCUUAUCUGCACAUAGUUUUGCAACACUUACCUAUGUUCUUAUACUCACUUUGUAUUCAAAUUGUCUCGCG
Molecule: messenger RNA, 1748 nt
Organism: Cylicocyclus nassatus
Lineage: Eukaryota; Metazoa; Nematoda; Chromadorea; Rhabditida; Strongylidae
Source: the annotation of a GenBank genome assembly